AUGUGUCUUUCCGCAAGGUCAUUCUUAGGAUCGGGAAUUUUAGCCCACGCCGGAGGUACUAAAUUCUAUUCACCAAUUUUCGAACAAUUUCUAGUAAUUUUUUCAAACUAUCACGCGCUUUUCACACCAGAACUUUCACCUGGGCUUUGGAUCCCACCUGCAAGCUGCUGGCUAUUCGCUCCUCACACCACCAAAACGACGAAUAACUCGUGUUUCAGGAUCAUGGCAUCCGUUCACCUCUCACCCUGGGAACUCCCUCGAGAACCUGCUUCUGAUCAUUUCGGCACACCACAAUCAUUGCCGGAAUACUGGUCCAAGUUGCCCGCCGAGAUCAGUUUGAUGAUCCUCGACAAGGUAAUAGAAGAUUAUGAAUUUCAACCAUCUCUGCCAUUUCUCCGCGCCGGCUAUGCGACAGUCUGUCGAGAAUGGCAACCAGUUUUUGAACAACAGAAUUUUCGACGGCUUGUUCUCGACUACGAUAGAAUACGCAAUCUGGAAAACUUCACAGCAAAAAAUCGGAGACGAGGUUAUCUCGAGCAUAUAUUCCUCUGUGUUCGUCUUGAUGAGUACGACUGCUCAGUCUGUCAAACAAAAGAGGACGAAGACACAAAGAAUAGGAAUAGUUACCUCUUUACCAGAUCCGUCUGGGAAUUAUUGAAAGUUCUAUCUCAAUGGACAGUCCUUCAGCCAAGUUCCGGCCGUUACGGUCGCAGUAUGAGAGGCCUGGAACUAGAACUCGGCGCUUAUUCUCCAAGUGAUUGCAGACAUACAUUUCGAGAUGUUCAUCUUGAGCCCAUUUACCCGUACAAAGAAAUUCGAGAAGUCCAAAAUUAUCUAGACGACGCGUACCACCAAAAACUCAAACAAUUGGGAAGCCUCAAUGACCAAUUUCAUGGCUGGGUUGAGGGGAAAAGGGAAAGUGAAAGAACGAUAUGUUUAGAAGCCAAACAGAGAUUAAUGGGCACGCUAGAGAUCAAAUGGGGACUCACAAAAUUCCUCUCGGUCAAACGCUUGCCGGAGGUCGAGGUUGUCACACAUUUGCUUAUUCGAAGACAGUUCUAUCGGAAGAUCUGUGGAUAUUCUAUUGGCAAGCUUCUCAGUCAGAGCUUUACGAACCUCAUAGAGUUCCGUCGCGAGGGAUGGUUUUAUGUCGAUGCACAGCAGCAAUUAGACUUUACCGAAGGCUUUGACUUUCAUCUUCAUCAAUCAGACUUACCAAGUACACUACGGAACCUUUAUCUCUUCGAGGAGUCCAACAAUAUCUUACACUCGCCGGAUCAUGACGCCGAGCGCGAUUUUAGACGGAUUCUAGGCUCCAACCUCUCAGAUAGAAGCCGUUUGCUCGAAAACAUAUCGGUGGCUUUCCUUAUCGAUGCAAAAGAUUUUCUUGCCCAGUUCUGGCCACUUCGAGUUCCUAACAUUCAGGGGGCCCAGGCUUCUGACGUGGUCCCCUGGGAGAAUCUUCGCACCCUCACUCUGACCUCGGAGUCUCUGCGUACAAGUAUAAACCGCACAGUUAUGAAGAAUCUUUUGACAACUUCGUGCCGGGCUGUCGCUUUCAUGCCCAAGCUCGAAGUGCUGGAGAUAUGGAACGCAACACUGAAAGACGGAGAUCCUACAGUAAGAGGCCGGCCAGGGGUUGCUGCCGUCUUCAGAUACGAGUACAAAGACCGGAAACCUACGAUCACCUUUUCAAGCAAUAGUAUAUGGCUUCAUAAGAUCGUGUCUGAAAUGUUGCAAGGCGAUGUUGGAUCCUGUUGGGAGAAUCUACCGCGGCAUAAUUCCGGUGAUCACCUUACUUAUACGUUUGAGAAGAUUCGGGGGAUGGACUGGUGUAGGUCCUAUCCUAUUGUGAUGGAACGCUUGAAAUUACAGGGGCGCAUCUUGCAUGAAUUGUCACAUUGUCAGAUGGUCUGUGAAAAUCCGCUUCCUAGAAAAGAAGAUACAGAGCCAAAUAUCGAGCCAGCUGGGACUUAAGAAUGGCUUGUGGGUGGAGGAGAGCCACGAUGAUAUCUCUGCUAAGCACAAUCUUGUGGUCUUUGCUGAGAUCUUCAGCAAAUUCCAGAAAUGCUUCAGGAUCGAUAUCAUACGCUCCCGAAUUUCUACCUUGAACACACCUGCUUUCGGGAAUUGCUGGAGGGGCACACAAAAUCAUGAGCAGCUCAUGGAAAAUCAGUGAAGGGUCAAUAGAUAACAAUAAGAACCCUUUGACAAUUGUGAGGUUAUCAUUUCAAGGAAGUACCUUCUCCUUUAAGGAUUCAUAUCUUGAUCAUCCAUUUUCAUGUACAGCUUCCAGAGAGAAAUAGAAACAUAAGGAC
Cadophora gregata is the source of this 2318-nucleotide messenger RNA. RefSeq lists its product as uncharacterized. NCBI's taxonomy places the organism in Eukaryota, Fungi, Ascomycota, Leotiomycetes, Helotiales, Ploettnerulaceae. The transcript is spliced from 5 exons. The record is from RefSeq and is a predicted model, not a curated record. Bases 1 to 1977 code for a protein of 658 amino acids.